CGGUAGCGGCCAUUUUGUGGAUCUUUGGGUCCCCCCUUCCCCUCCCCUCGCUCUCUUUCUCGGUCCUAGUCUUGCUCCUGCAGGGGCCUGGACUGAACGAGGGACCCCCGGGCCUCUCGCAUUUCAUUGCCGUGUGCCGGAGCCUCCCUAUACCUUCUCCCUCCGUGUGGUGUCCUGGGUUCGUCUGAGAGCGGCCUUCCUUGUCCGCGAUGGAAGACGACGGGCAGCCCAAGACACUGUUUCUAUACUAUGCCUGUCAAUGCAGCAUAAGUGAUGUCUCAUGAAUUAGGGAGACAGCUAAUAGAGCUAUGUAGGAAAUCUUUCCAGAGAUGUGACUGAAGUACUUAUACUUCAGUUAUUCAGCCAAAUUGGACCCUGCAAAAGCUGUAAAAUGAUAACAGAGAACUCAGACAAAUUUUAUCAACUUCACCUUUAGCUCUAUAUUCCCAGUCCUAUGUACCAUUCAACAUUCAGUGCUGUAGCUAAAUAUGAUGUCAAUUUUCAUAGCAGUCACACUUUUGCAACCCGAUAGCAGAAGGGUCAACUCUUCUGUUGGAUUUUCUGUUUUGCAGCAUACAAGCAAUGACCCUUAUUGCUUUGUGGAAUUUUAUGAACACAGGGAUGCAGCUGCUGCAUUAGCUGCUAUGAAUGGGAGAAAAAUUUUGGGAAAGGAGGUAAAAGUUAACUGGGCAACAACACCAAGUAGCCAGAAAAAAGAUACGUCAAAUCACUUCCAUGUAUUUGUGGGAGAUUUAAGUCCAGAAAUAACAACAGAAGACAUCAAGUCAGCAUUUGCUCCUUUUGGUAAAAUAUCGGAUGCACGAGUAGUUAAAGAUAUGGCAACAGGAAAAUCAAAAGGAUAUGGCUUUGUAUCGUUUUAUAAUAAACUGGAUGCAGAAAAUGCAAUUGUGCAUAUGGGAGGCCAGUGGUUAGGAGGUCGUCAAAUCAGAACUAACUGGGCAACACGAAAGCCACCUGCCCCAAAAAGUACACAAGAAAAUAAUACAAAACAACUGAGAUUUGAAGAUGUAGUAAAUCAGUCAAGUCCAAAAAACUGUACAGUCUACUGUGGAGGAAUUGCCUCUGGAUUAACAGAUCAAUUGAUGAGACAGACAUUUUCACCUUUUGGACAAAUUAUGGAAACAAGAGCUUUUCCAGGAAAAGGCUAUUCAUUUGUGAGGUUUUCAACUCAUGAAAGUGCAGCACAUGCUAUUGUUUCAGUCAAUGGAACUACAAUUGAAGGACACGUUGUUAAAUGCUAUUGGGGUAAAGAAUCACCAGAUAUGACUAAAAACUUCCAACAGGUUGAUUACAGUCAGUGGGGACAGUGGAGUCAAGUGUACGGGAAUCCACAGCAAUAUGGACAAUACAUGGCUAAUGGAUGGCAAGUGCCACCUUACGGAAUGUAUGGACAAGCAUGGAAUCAACAGGGAUUUGGUGUAGAUCAGACACCUUCUGCAGCCUGGAUGAGUGGAUUUGGUGCUCAGCCUGCCCAGGGACAAGCUGCUCCUGUAAUACCUAAUCAGGCUGGAUAUGUGUUUUACAUCACAGAUUUUAAGAAAAAUGACAUUAAAGAUGCUUUUAGUUGAACAUUAAAUCCUGACGUUUUGGCUGUGGACCAAACAUUACAUCAAACGAAGACAGUGUUUUCUUCAAUAACCACAAAGCCAUCAUUCAGAAGACAUACUCAUGGAAAUAGUGUUUUUAAAAUUAAUUUUUCUAUACGUUUUCAAGAAACCGAAGCCUGGUAUAAAUGUUUCAGUCUGUUUGCUGAAAAACAGUGCUGUCUGCAAUACUUGAGCAAACACUUGUUAUCCACAUUCAGGAGUAUAUUAAAACUGUUCAAAUCUAGUUUGCUUGAAGUGCAAAACUGCAUUUAAUUUUGGGAAGCAUUUUUAGAGUAUGGCACUUAGGCAGUCAUACCUGUUCUUUUACAUAAGUUUGUACCUAACUGCACUGUUACAAAAGCAUGCUCAGACAUAGAAGUAGCAAUGUAAUUACUCAAAGUAAUACUUAAUAUCCUCUGCUGCUCUGUUUGCAGUAGAUUGACAAGAAUGUGCAAGACUGACACUUCCAAAGUUGGCUACAAUGUAAAGUGAAAAAUUACUAUACAAAGAGCCUUAAUUUUAAAUUCAUAAAUCUUUAAUUCAAUUCAUGUUGUCACUAUAAAUCGGAAUUAUUUUGUUUUAUGUUACUCAGUAUGUAAAUAUUUUGGUUGACCACCUUGUAUACCUACUUGAAGGUUCCUAUAAGUUGUAUAGUAUCUGAGUGUUUUAAAAAAAAAUCUUGGGAUGUUUUUUAAGUCUAGAAAUAUUUAGCCCAAGAAUUUUUUUAACCAGAUUGUUGAAAUACUUAUUUUAGAAAUUCCUCAAUGUGCCAUUUGGUUAACAGAAAUGCAGUUGAAACAAGUAUACUGAGUUGUGGCUUAUUCUUAGCUCUUUUUUUCUUUUUGGUAUUUUGGGCUGGCUUGCAUGUGACGAACCUGUACAGAGGCUGGGUUGUUUGUGCACUGAGUAUUAUUGGGAUAAAUCAUGAAGUUGUUCAAAUGGUAUACUUGGGUUAUUUCUCACUUAUGUUAUGGAUAACACUGACACAACUGCCUCAAUAAAUUUGAAGUUGAAAAUGAA
Messenger RNA from Elgaria multicarinata webbii, 2627 nucleotides. It is a transcript of the gene TIAL1, whose product is annotated as TIA1 cytotoxic granule associated RNA binding protein like 1. The transcript has 15 exons. NCBI's taxonomy places the organism in Eukaryota, Metazoa, Chordata, Lepidosauria, Squamata, Anguidae. Gene Ontology annotation, molecular function: DNA binding; RNA binding. The record is from RefSeq and is a predicted model, not a curated record. Bases 489 to 1589 code for a protein of 366 amino acids.